AUGAGCACACAUACAGGUGAAAAUCCCGCCAGCCGUCAGGCAGCAGGUUGUGCUGUUGUCAACGCCACAACGAUGAGCAACGAGAUUCUGAAUCCGGCAUGGGAGGAUCGCGAUGAUGCUGACGCGAAGCCCACCACCACAAACAAAUCGCGGCCAUCCGGACUAUGCACUGUAGGAGGGAGCGCUCGCCUUCAGCACGGGCGUUUGGUCGGAAGUCCUCGAUGGGCGAACUCGUUUCGAGCGCAGCACGCUGGGGGACAGGAUGACUGCAAGGAUAUGAACACGGGGUUGGGUAACAUGCGUGAUCUUGUGCGGAACGGCGGCGAUCAGCUCGAAGGAGGUGGCAAAUCCGAUCAGGCCGGCUGCCUUACACCUGACGACCUGAUCGUGGCGACGCGUCUUCAAGACGGAAACGUAUCGGACCCGAGCCACGGUGUCAUAAGAUCUCUUGAGUUCCACCAAAAUGGAAGAAUGCUUCUCACUGCUGGUCUGGACAAGCACAUUCGCCUCUUUGACAUCGAUGGGGUAAGAAAUGCUAAAGUACAAGGUGUUUUCCUCGAAGACUUUCCCAUACACAAGGCCUGCUUCGGUGGCGACGGGCUAAAAAUUGUAGCUGCGGGAAGAAGGAACUACUUUUACACUUAUGAUCUGCAGCACGGCACUAUUGAGAGAUCGUCUGCGUUGCUUGGGAAAGAAGUGCGCAGCCUCGAGUCAUUCGUUCAGUCCACGGCCGGAGCCAACCAUCCCGUAGUUGCUUUUCUGGGGCAGGAUGGCCAAGUUCCGUUGGUGUCGCUGAAAAGUAUGACCACGAUUGGAUCCGUUAAAAUGAAUGGGAGUGCACGUGCUGGCGUUUUCUCAAGCGACGGGCAAAGACUCAUGACAGCCGGUGGAGAUGGCGUGGUAUAUGUUUGGGAUCUUCGCAACCAAAGCCGCUGCAUCGAAAAGAUUGUCGAUGAAUCCUCCGUGCAGGUUACCUCACUGGCUUUAAGUCACGGGCAUCUUGCAGUGGGCUCUGACACCGGAGUUGUCAGUAUUUAUGAAAACCUUAAAGGAGAACCUGGAAUCCCAGUUGAAGCCACAGAGAAUUGUUGGAAUGGGAUGCAACAGAUGAUGCGACGGAAACGAGUGAAUACGAUAACUAAUCUCAUGACGGAAGUCGACAACAUCACUUUCAGUGCUGAUGGCAGAAUUUUGGCAGUAUCAUCUCGUUUCAAACGGGACUCGCUUCGGCUUGUUCACAUGCCAAGCUGUAAGGUUUUCUCAAACUUCCCUUCCUCAAAAUCACCACUUAAUUAUGUGUGGACGGCGUGCUUUAGUCCUAAUGGGGCUCAUUUGGCAAUAGGAAAUGCGCGUGGACGGGCGCUUCUGUAUAGAAUACAUGCAUUUGAUACCUAG
Messenger RNA from Micromonas commoda, 1395 nucleotides. It is a transcript of the gene UTP18, whose product is annotated as U3 small nucleolar rna-associated protein 18. Gene Ontology annotation, biological process: rRNA processing. The coding region runs from base 1 to 1395 and encodes 464 amino acids. The record is from RefSeq and is a predicted model, not a curated record. Lineage: Eukaryota; Viridiplantae; Chlorophyta; Mamiellophyceae; Mamiellales; Mamiellaceae. The transcript has a single exon. Gene Ontology annotation, cellular component: small-subunit processome; Pwp2p-containing subcomplex of 90S preribosome. Gene Ontology annotation, molecular function: protein binding.